Molecule: messenger RNA, 1322 nt
Organism: Lactuca saligna
Lineage: Eukaryota; Viridiplantae; Streptophyta; Magnoliopsida; Asterales; Asteraceae
Source: the annotation of a GenBank genome assembly
AUGAACCAAAAAUGUGCCAGAGGGAUGGUCUUUCCUUAUAAUGAUGGGUUAAUUCACUCACUUCCUUUACGCGGAAAUCACUUGAAGGUUAUGAUAGACAGCAUAGAUGAAAGAUAUAAAGGUAUUCCUGUUCCUGUGAUGACAAAUGAAGUUGGUACCCUAGAAGAUGCAGUUGGCACUGUAAUUCAAUGGCCGCGGAUCGCAAUUGUUCUUAGUAAGGAACAACAAAGCAAGGCGUCAUCACAACAACAAAUUCAGACCACAAGUGCGCGACCAUCAACCGCAAAGGUUGUUAUGGAAAAAAACAUGCCUAACCAAAAGAUCAACAAACCAAGGCCAAUAGAAUCACUUCGCGACCUUUUGAAGACCAACCUAGUGGUUCAUGUAGUAGCCGAUGCUGGACAUCUAGAAGCUGGGGCGUUUGAUUUUUCAGUUACAUAUGAAGAUUAUUAUCGUUUGUUGAAAAAACAAACAGCUGAUUUGUCCAUCAUAACAACUUGGCAGAUCCUUUUACAAUUAAUGCUUCAAAAACGUAUGGGAAAGUGUGCUUUCUUAAACCCGUAUAAGAUUCUUGGGAAAGCCUGUCAGGAAACUCCGAUUGAUGUCGUCAAUUAUCUCGUUGAUGCGAUGCAACUUCAUCAUGGAAAAUCGUUUCUUAUCGCACCAUACCUGCAAAAGUAUCAUAUGUUGCUAUCUAUAUUCAUACUUAUUUUUUUGUGUGUUUUUAUACUAAAAUUUCAAAACAUUACUAGUAUGCAUUGGGUCCUCUUGGUGAUUUGCCCUUCAAAUCAUAUUGUCUACAUUUUGGAUUCUCUGAUGAAGCCUAUGAAAAAUCCGGUUGACAACUACUACCUUCUCAAACUUUUGGAAAAGGCUUUUGAGAGGUAUGAAAAGAACACAUCAAUUCCAAUUGUAUGGAAGCUCACUGAGUGCAACCAAGCUGGUGUAUUGGAACGUGAGCUGAGUGGACAUUAUGUAAUGAAUUGGAUCUUUGAUUUCGUGUUGAACAGACAACAUGGAUUUCCGAGUAGAUUUGGUACCCUUUGGAAUGACAAAAUUGCAUUUGAGGAAAAGGUGUUGGUUACAACUGUUGCUACAUGGGCCAGAGAAUUUCUGAAAAAUUUUAUGAAUGAUGUGGUUGUCUAAAAGUGCAUAUAAGUGAGGAUGAAGGGUAGCUGUUGUGUUUUGCUUUUAAGUGAGGUUGGAGGAUAGCUGCAACAUUUGAUUAUUGGACAAUACCUCUGCAUGGGAAAACAAUUUUAUUUUUGAAUUUAUUUAUGUAAGUUUGAUGUACUUCGAAAUGACCAAAUCAUGGAGUUUUU